This is a messenger RNA of Mixia osmundae IAM 14324, 2076 nucleotides long. RefSeq lists its product as uncharacterized. NCBI's taxonomy places the organism in Eukaryota, Fungi, Basidiomycota, Mixiomycetes, Mixiales, Mixiaceae. The record is from RefSeq and is a predicted model, not a curated record. Gene Ontology annotation, cellular component: membrane. Gene Ontology annotation, molecular function: hydrolase activity. The transcript is spliced from 6 exons. Bases 1 to 2076 code for a protein of 691 amino acids.
AUGCAGCGUGAGACCGUGUGGAUCACUCCUCCCGGCAUCUCCGAGAAGCUCUCAGCAUGGGUCUACGGUGAUCUGACGACAAAGAGAGCCGUCAUCGUUCUGGGACAUGGUCUGGGACUCUCGAAAGCACACGGCCUUCAGUUCUUCUGCGAAGCCUUUGCCAGUGCAGGUCACAUCGCCGUCGCAUUCGACUAUCCCACGCUCGGAGCAUCGCAGGGCCAGCCGAGAGGUCAAUGGAGUCACGUCGUACAGCGACGCGCAUUGAGCGAUGUCAUCGAUUGGGCCGCUCGGCAGCCGUGGGCAAAGGCUGAUCAGAUUGUCGUCUGGGGCUUCAGCUUCAGUGGUGCUCACUGCUUCCAUCGAGUCCUCCUCGCACUUAACGAAAGUCAUCUCAUGCAAAAGGCAGUGAGUGGACUCUACUUGGCUCUCUGGAGCUUCUCGACCCUUUCCAUCUUGCGCAAUACACCUGCCAUGCUUGCCGAUCUCAUAUCGAGAAUCGCGCCAUCGAGGGUAUCACCUGUCUACCUGCCCGUCUGCUCGAAUCCUAGAGGCAGGGGUAUUCUCAGCACGCCCGACGCAUCACGCGGCUUUGCGAUGCUUGUCGAUCAUGCGCGCGACGAAGAGGAGCACAACGCCUUAGCUGCUGAACAUCAGCGAGCGGCCCGCUGCGCAGGCGACAUGAUCUAUCUGAGAGCCAGCCAAUGUCUUGAUGCGCUCUUGCACUCUGCCAUACGUGCUGCGUCAGGCACGAAGAUCCCAGUCCUUCUCGUCGUUGCCGAUCAAGACUUGAGCGCAAAUCCUACGCUUGCAGUAGAAUCUGUCAAGCGCGUGCAACAUGUGAGGAUGGUGCACAUAUCAGGUGACCACUUUGAUAUCUUCCGACCGGGCGAGGCGCGGGACCGCACCGUUAGAGCGCAGCUCGAAUUUCUUCGACAACUCUUUCCAUGCUUCUUCCCGAAUGCACCGAGCUCGAUUGUGAUCGAUGUCCGUCUGCGCCAAUAUUGUCGUGGAAUUCAAACCACGCGUCUCGACCAAGUUCGGCCGAGAUCGUCGUUCCUCCCAAUUCGUCAUCGACCUGCCAAGGGCACCUCGCAUCAAAACAUCGCCAGCAUGCCCAACAUCGCUACCACCUACCCAGGCGUGCCGUCGUCCUACAAUGGGCCGUCGAUUCCGAACCCUGAUGGCAACCAGGCGCACAUCUCGCUCUAUGGCUAUCGUCCAGCAUUGGCGUUGGGCCUCAUCGGCUGCAUCACAUUCGGUGUCUUGUUGAUCGUGCACAUUUUCUACAUGCUGGCAAAGCGACACACGCGUGUCUUUCAGGCUCUCAUCGUCUUUAGCUGCGUCUGCGAGGUCAUCGGCUACGCGAUGCGAACCUAUAGCCAUUUCAGCACGUUCGAGAUUGUGCCCUUUAUUGUUUCUUACUGCCUCAUCACCGUCAGUCCGGUGUUCCUCAGCGCAUCUGUGUAUCUGGCACUCUCGCGCGUGCUGCAAUACGUUCCUGGCGCAGCUGAGCUGUCGCCCCUCAAGCCUCGCUCGAUUGUGACCAUCUUUGUUGGGCUCGACAUUGCCACGACAGCACUCCAAUCCGCCGGGGCAUCCCUCAUCGGUGUUGCCGAGUCCUCGUCUCAGAGUCAGCAAGGAUCGGCGCCCUUGACUGCCGACCAAGCCAAUCAUAUUUUGCUGGCCGGCCUGGCUGCGCAGUGUGCUGCAUUCCUGGUCUAUCUCGGCAUCCUGACCGUCAUCGUACGGCGGUCGAUGCUGAGGCAGCGACAGGACGCCGACUUGCCCAAUCUGCCAAAGAGCCUCAUCGUCGUGCUCGUCUCGACAUCGCUCCUCAUUUUGACGCGAACAGUCUUCAGAACGGCGGAGACCGGCGAAGGGCUCUUCUCCUAUGCCUCCAGUCACGAGUAUUUGUUCGGCAUCCUCGAAUAUACACCCAUCGUGCUGUCUGUCGCCAUAUGGGCAGCCUUCCCUCUCUGGCGCUUCAUCGAACCUGCCACACCGUCUGACGAAGAGACACUCACGGACAAGCACCUUUCGACGCUCUCAGAGCCGAAAUCGCGGACGAGCUCAUGA